AAGUUGCUCAGUGCCGCCGCCACUUGCUUCAUUUCUCACUCAGUUCUGAGUGUCAGAGAGAGCUUGUGCAUAGUUGCCGAUAUGACGGAGACCGCAGCCGCUGAAGCGGCUCCUCAAGCCGUCCCCACCGCUCAAACUAAGGCUCCCAAGAAGAAGAAGGCGCCCGCCCGGAGCAAGGCAGCCGGUCUCAAGCUGGGCGAACAGAUCGACAAGCUUGUGGCGGAUUGUCGCGAUCGCAGAGGGUUGUCUUUAUUUGCGAUAAAGAAGGGUCUGGCCGCCAACAGCGUCGAUGUGGACAAGUACGGCCACCUGAUCAGGAUGUGCAUCAAGAGGAGAUUAGUAAACGGUUUACUGGUCCAGAACAAGGGCUCCUUCAAGACCGGCAAGGGAGAAGCGGCCGUGAAAUCAGUAAAGAAAGCGAAGGUUUCAGCAGCCAAGACAUCCAAGAGCAAGAAAACCACGACCAAGAAAUCCCCGACCAAGAAAUCACUGGCAAAAAAAUCUACUCCCAAGAAACCAGCGGUCAAGAAAGUUGGGGCCAAGAAACCAGCGGUCAAGAAAGUUGGGGCCAAGAAACCAGCGGUCAAGAAAGUUUCCACUAAGAAAGUUGUGGCCAAGAAACCAGCGGCUAAACUAACGGCGGCGAAGAAAGCAUCGCCCAAGAAGGCGGCGACGAAAACCCCCCAAAAGGCAGCAAAGAAGCCGGUAAAACGCCAGGUGAAGGCGAAAUCCAAGAAGGCAGCGACCAAAAAGUGAAAUAAAAAGCACUGUCUGUAAAGACCAGAACCCAACGGCUCUUUUAAGAGCCACCCA
Messenger RNA from Leucoraja erinaceus (little skate), 813 nucleotides. Its product is annotated as histone H1-like. Gene Ontology annotation, biological process: nucleosome assembly. Gene Ontology annotation, cellular component: nucleosome. The transcript has a single exon. Bases 82 to 756 code for a protein of 224 amino acids. Gene Ontology annotation, molecular function: DNA binding. Lineage: Eukaryota; Metazoa; Chordata; Chondrichthyes; Rajiformes; Rajidae. The record is from RefSeq and is a predicted model, not a curated record.